AUGGCAGGCGCAGAGCUGUCGGCCUCGGCCACCGGAGGAAAGCGGAGGCGCCGGCCUUACUUUGUUUCGCGCCGCAAGAGGCGGCCCGACUACGCCGACGGCCGAGCCGGUGGCAGCGGAAGCGGAGCAGGCACCACGGAAAGAGAGCUGCGAGACCUCGAGGCGGCAGAUCAGAUCGCGGACCUCGAGGCGGCGCUACUGCCGCGUGGGCCCGUAGCGGCACAUGGCUCCGAGGCAAAGCGCGAUGAGGGCGGUAUCGCUUUGCCAGCACCUUGCUCCGAGGCAAGGCGCGCUGAGGGCGGCAUUGCUUCGCCGGCAGCAGCUUCUAAGCAUGCGACGGGUUUCGGCAAACCAUUCGCGAGUCUCGGGACCACCUUUUUUGGACGGAACGCGACAUUUGAGCCGGCAGGGAUGCCUCGCACCGCUCCCGCUGGGGCGCCCCUUGCUGUUGUCGAAGCGCAAUCUGAGCUCAUGCUUUUAGUGCCCCCUCCUAUGCCGCCACGUGAGCCACGGGCAAGGGGCGCCGAGGUCCCGGCGUACCGGUCUGUCGGGCCUCUGCCAACCGGAGAGACGCAGCGCCGCUGCAACGACCUCGAGCUAAUCCUGGUGGGGCAGAGCGUGCUCGUUGUGCUCCUUGCGCGCGCGUGGACCGACAUGGGCCUCUUCUUCCACGCUCACGUGUUUGCUGAUGCCGUGGGUACCUGCAUCUUCCAUCUGCACCACAUCGCAGUCGUGCUCUGUCUCGGCACGCUCGUCAACCAGGUGGUGAUCUCGAGACUUGCGCCGCCUGACCCAGGACUAUCCCUCGCGCCCGCCACGGUGGGCAUGUCGAUGGGCGGCACCAUCGCCCCCGCCGCGCUGCAGUGCAAGGAUGAGAGCGAAGUGAUGGGCGAGGCCUACGCGCCGCUCUAUCUGGCGUUCGCGGUUGCGCUCUUCGCGUUGCUCGUCGAGUUGAAGCGGAGGCUUGCGACGACCCCAGCGUCAUCCCUCACGCGGAGGUACAUGAUCGGCUUCACCGAGCUCGCCUCCAACUUCCUCGCCCUCUCCGCGGCCGCCACCCUCAACGCGACCACAAAGGCGAACAUCGCUUUCAAUGCCAAGGAGUACCUCGCCGCCGUUGUUGGCGGCGGCGUGCAGUCGCCGCGCCUCCCGGACCCCGUGCUCUGCCAGGCUCUGUGGGCGUUGGCGGCGUUCCUGAUCCUGCCGAGCUUCCUGGCUGCUAUAGCGCCGCUGCUUGCGUCGAGGCUGUCGAUACUCAACUUUGCAAUCAGGCUCUGCGCCUUCUACUCCGCCUUUCAAAUUCUGAACGCCGUGCCGACAGCAAUCGCCGAGGCGCAGCACACCACGGUCACCAUCUCCAGCAGCGACGCACCGCUCGCGCACAAGGCCGCGCUGGCGCUAGGUAUGGCGGCGCUGCUUGCGCUGACGCGAUCACUUAUGCUUUCAGGGCAGCGGGCCUCGCUCGAGGAAGUCUCGAAGGGCGCCAAGGACGGCCUCGAUCGCGAGGAGAUCGAGCAGGCUCGAGAGGCCUUCUUGGAGCAUACGAUGGGGCUGUCGCUCGGUUGGAGCUGGCACCCAUUUGUCAAGGCGUGCUUCGUCGCCGCCUGCGAAGCUGUCUCGAGCCAGGGCGAGGCGGUGGAAACGGUGGGCGUCGUGCUUUACACCGUCGUUGCUACACUGCUGGUGUAUCAGCUCUACUCUGCCCUCUGGAGAGCCGCGGCGGACCGCACAUCGAAAACGGACAGCGCGGCAGACGCUGGCUUCACUGCCGGCGACGCUGCGGACGCGCACGUCGGCGAUCAUGGCGACGCGGGAUGA
This is a messenger RNA of Emiliania huxleyi CCMP1516, 1818 nucleotides long. RefSeq lists its product as hypothetical. The transcript has a single exon. The record is from RefSeq and is a predicted model, not a curated record. The coding region runs from base 1 to 1818 and encodes 605 amino acids. NCBI's taxonomy places the organism in Eukaryota, Haptophyta, Isochrysidales, Noelaerhabdaceae.